This is a messenger RNA of Penicillium diatomitis, 2673 nucleotides long. RefSeq names its product transcription factor atrR (gene atrR). The transcript has 7 exons. The coding region runs from base 1 to 2673 and encodes 890 amino acids. Lineage: Eukaryota; Fungi; Ascomycota; Eurotiomycetes; Eurotiales; Aspergillaceae. The record is from RefSeq and is a predicted model, not a curated record. Gene Ontology annotation, molecular function: zinc ion binding; DNA binding; DNA-binding transcription factor activity, RNA polymerase II-specific. Gene Ontology annotation, biological process: regulation of DNA-templated transcription; DNA-templated transcription.
AUGGACGGCCAGGAAGAAGACGGAUUGGGAUUCGAUAUGAGACAGAUGAUGAUGAACCAGCAGCAGCAACAACAACAACAGCAACAUCCGCAGCAGCACCAGCAGCAGCUUUAUGCAGGAUACUCACAAGAUGCGUCCAACUCGGGUGGCCUCGGGGGGUCCCUGUAUGCGGACGACUCGAACCUGGCGGCGGGAGAGGAUGCCAAUGACGCGAAGCGGCGGAGAAUUGCACGAGCUUGCGACAUGUGUCGCAAGAAAAAAAUCAAAUGUGAUGGCAAGAUGCCCAAAUGUUCCCACUGCAUCAAUUACAAAACGGAAUGUAUCUUCACUCAAGUCGAGAAGAAACGAAAUCCCCCCAAAGGCGCAAAAUACAUCGAGGGCCUAGAGAAUCGCCUUGGCCGGAUGGAAUCGCUCCUCCGACUUUCCGGCCUCCUCUCGGAAGACGACAAUGGAAAGACAGAUCUGGGUACACUGGAAAAGCGACUGGCCGAUCGGACCAACGCCCUCAACGCCGCCAAAGGUGCACCUCGAACGAGUGCCACAAGUGCAACCCCGCAACCGCAGACUACUUCUCACUGUACCACACCCCGCAUGGAUUCACAUUCCAGCCCCCGCACCGCCGAAACAUCCCCGGAUUCACAAAAAGGCUCCGAAACCGAGGUGGAGGCAUUGUCGGAUAUGAUGUGCUCGCUAGUGACCAACAACUGCGGCGAAACCCGGUACAUAGGCUCGUCUUCGGGAUUCUCUAUCUUCUCCCCCAAAGGCAUACAAUGGGUCAAUGAGAAAACGGGGGAUACAUCAUUUCAAGAAAUGAUUGCCUCGGCAUAUGUGGAUGACAACAAGUGGAUGUAUUGGAAGCCGGAGAUCUUUAGCGACAUUUUCGCACGACGGGUGUUCAAACCACUACCCCCGAAAGAGGAGGCGCUAUCGCUGUUCAAGGACUUUUUCGAGAAUUUCAAUUGCAUGUUCCCUCUUUUCCACGAGGCAACCUUCAUGCACCUGGUGGACCGGCAGUACUCGCGCGAUCCAUAUGAGGGUUCGGGUUGGUGGGCGAGCAUCAACGUCGUGUUGGCCAUCUCUCACCGUCUGCGCGUGAUGAGCAACCUCGUGCCCCACGAGGAAGAUCAAAAGGCGUGGCUUUACUUGAAAAAUGCCAUGGGGGUCUUGACGGAAUUGACCAUGCGAAAUACCGACCUUCUUAGUGUUCAAGCUCUAUUAGGAAUGAGUCUAUUCCUACAAGGCACGCCCAAUCCUCAGCCAGCGUUUUUCUUGGUGGCCGCCGCUAUUCGCCUCUCCCAUAGCAUUGGCCUACACAAGCGGGGAUCUAGCUUCGGACUGAAUCAGGUCGAAGUCGAGCAGCGCAAACGAGUCUUUUGGAUUGCUUACUGCCUCGAUAAAGACAUUUGUUUGCGUUCCGGACGGCCGCCGGUGCAGGACGACGACGAUAUGAAUGUUGACCUCCCGAGCGAAGAUCCUCCUGAUAACGUUGGGCAUGUGCCGCUUGCCGACGGUAAAGGGAAAUUCAAUCUGUUUAGGUCUUUGUGCGAAUUUGCCACAAUCGAAAGUCGGGUCUACAAAAAGCUCUACUCAGCCAAAGCUUCUAAACAGUCUGAUGGCGAAUUGCUCAAUACGAUUGGUGAGUUGGACAAAGAGCUAGAAGACUGGAAGGACAGCAUUCCUAUCGAAUAUCGACCUGAGCAUGAGAUUCAAGCAACGCAUGGACCUCUUUUGAUCCAUGUCGUUGUUCUCCACUUUGCUUACUAUAAUUGUCUGACAACCAUUCACCGCAUGUCUGUACAUCACGGCUAUUGGACGAGUCGACUUUCCAACUAUGCGAUUCAAGGUCUAAAUGCUCGGCCUUUGAAUCCGAGGGUCUUUAUGUCUGCCGCCUUGUGCGUGACUGCUGCUCGAGCGUCAAUCAAUCUGAUCAAGUAUAUCCCACAGGGAGAUUUUGCAUGUGUUUGGUUGAUUCUCUACUAUCCCGUGUCCGCUCUGGUGACCCUGUUCGCCAACAUUCUCCAAAAUCCAAAUGACGCGCGUGCUCGGUCUGACGUGAAAUUGAUGAAUGUCGUGGUCAAUUUUUUGUCCACACUUGUGUCGGAUGAGUCCAAUGGCAGCAUCAAGCGCAUGCUGGCACUGUGCGGCGAAUUUGAAAGGAUCGCCAAAGUCGUUCUGGACAAGGCUGAAAAGGAAUCACACGCACGCAAGAAGCGAAAAGCUACCACGCCACAUGCAAAUGGAUCCCCAGACGCAAAUGGAACAGCGGCGCGGCAAUCACAGCCAGCGGGCCGAGCCUCCGCGCCACCGUAUCCGUCCUUUUCAUCCUCUAUGUUCUCAGAACAGGCUCCUCCUUUCGCAGACAGAGGAUUUACAAACGAGGCGGCGGUGCCACCCACUUCAGGCACCUCUACUGAUUAUAUUUCCAGCGUUCCGACCAUGCCGGGCUUAUCACAAGAGUUCCCAGAUAUGCUGAGCCCAGGGCAGAUGGGUGGAAUGCCGUUCCCCGAUCAGUCAUUCCGGCCCAUGAGUCCCAACGCGGGAUCUUUCCAGCAGCCAUUUGUUCCACAAGAUCUUUGGCAAAUGCCAAUGACAAUAGAGUGGGAUUGGGCGGACAUGUCGAUGAAUUUCCCAAUGUUUGAAGGAUCUGGAGCCACUGGCAUGCCUCCCUCGUAA